GAUCCACGUGUUUUAGAAAAACAGGAAUUACAGCAGCCAACGUAUGUUGCUCUCAGUUACAUUAAUAGAUUCAUGACUGAUGCCGCCCGCCGAGAACAGGAGUCCCUGAAGAAGAAGAUUCAGCCAAAGCUCUCACUGACCUUGUCCAGCUCAGUGUCUCGAGGGAAUGUGUCCACUCCUCCUCGCCACAGCAGUGGAAGCCUUACUCCCCCUGUGACCCCGCCCAUCACCCCCUCCUCUUCAUUCCGCAGCAGCACUCCCACUGGCAGUGAGUAUGAUGAAGAGGAGGUGGACUACGAGGAGUCAGACAGCGAUGAGUCCUGGACCACAGAGAGCGCCAUCAGCUCCGAAGCCAUCCUCAGCUCCAUGUGCAUGAAUGGAGGGGAGGAGAAGCCUUUCGCCUGCCCAGUUCCCGGGUGUAAAAAGAGAUACAAGAAUGUGAAUGGCAUAAAGUACCAUGCUAAGAAUGGUCACAGAACGCAGAUUCGUGUCCGCAAACCAUUCAAAUGUCGAUGUGGGAAGAGUUACAAGACAGCUCAGGGCCUGCGGCACCACACAAUCAAUUUCCACCCCCCGGUGUCGGCUGAGAUUAUCAGGAAGAUGCAGCAAUGAUAUGCUGGUUGUAACUGUGCCAAGACAUCCUCACCAGCAGUUGCUGAUUUUGAAAACAGCCACCUUUUUGCAGGGGAAGCACUCAGCAACCCUUUAAAGAAACAGAAUUAAAUGCAUGCUUUAAAUUUUUUCUGUAAUUUUGGAAUGAUGUAUCUUUGUAGAGUUAAUGAUUUUGUACAUUUGCACAUGUAAUCAUCAUACCCAUUUUCAUUACUUGGAUAUAUAAGGUGCUAAAUAAAAAAAGCUCUAGAUUCUUCAGCACAUUUCCCCCAAAACAAAAUAAAAUUGAGGGCAUGUUGCAUAUUGUUUAGUUGUAUUGCAGUGAUAUCGAUUGGGGGGAGGAGGGGCUAGCACUGAGAAUUUUUUUCCAAGAUUGUAAUGUGAUUGAAGUUUUUCAACACAUCGACUCACCUAUGUUCAAAACCAAAAUAAUACCUUCAUUAUUGAACUGGUUACCAUGCCUUACAUAAUGGAGUUAGUAUUUGUGAGUAGAAAGACAUUAGGUAAUGGAAAUAUAAAUAAAAAAGAAUGUUUAACAUAAUAUGCUAAAAAUAUUUUCAUAUUUAAAUAACAUGCAUAAAAGGUGUGCUUUCUGUGUUUUAUAUUAUCUUGCAAAUCCUUUUGCCCUUUAAAAAGCUGAAAAUCUUGCCAUCUGACUUACCAAUCAUUUGUGUUACAAGUGGCGUUUUUGUACAAAACAUUCUAUUCAGUUCACUCAUUAACACAUUUGUUGAGUGCCUGCUGGGUGUAAGGAAUUCAGUUUGUACAUAUUGUUAUUUGAGGACCAAGAUAACAAUUUAGUGAAAUGCUUCUUCCCUGAAAUCUGUUUGGAAACCAGUGUAAAUUUUGUGUGUGUGGAAUUUAGGUGUAGCUUCAUCUUCCGAUGGAGUUUUAAAGCACUUUGUAGUUCUCUAUUGCCAACAAUUUAAUGUUUAUGUGUUGCCAAUUCUUGCAGCCACUGCCCUAACCAACCUGUGGGUUGCAAAUCAGAAUUAAAAUUGUAAGCAUGUUUCAAAGAGGAACAUUUUUGUUACUGCCCUAAUCGCUUCUUUUUCAUGUUCAUUGUGUUUUGAGACUUACUUUAAAAGCACUUUUCCCAUCACAUUGUGAACGUCUGCAUAACCAUUGGAAAUGUCUGUUUAGCUUUAUAAAACAUAUUGCUGAAAUAUGAAAAUGAGCCUUAUUGACAAUUAAGUGCUUCUUGCAGCAGGUGGUCAAAGAAGAGUGACUAAAAUGACCCUAGAGUGACCUACAUCUGGACCAUUCCUGAAGGUUUCCUCACCGACAGUACCAUCAUGCCUUGAGUGUUCUUUUCUCCCAAGUGCUAUUCCUUAAACACGAGUUUACCAAUUGCCUAAUUAUGCAAUAAAAUUGUUUUGAGACAGCUAACUGCCCACAAUACACACUGGUUAAAAAGCAAACUCGAAUUCCUUGUAACUUUCUUCCAUGUUCCCACUUGAUGAGAAAUCUUACAUAUGGCUGGGAAAUGGGGUCCCUCCUCAAUUUUUCAGAUAUUUUGAAAAGAUGACAGUUCUCUUAAACAGAUGGGUUAGCUUCUAUAUUCACAACUUGGAAUCCCUCAUACUGAGAGAUUUUAAGGUAUUUAUAAAGACACCGCCCAUUAAAAAUCUCAGCUCUCUGAAAAGUGGUCUUGGUCCUGAAUAUACAGUGUUAUCUUAGAUGUUUAAAAGGGUAAUCCAGACAUGAGAAUCAACUAGUUGGUGCAUAAGUUGGCUAUUUCAUAUCUACCUACAGUUGACCAAAAAAUUUUAAGCCAGCAAUUAUUGUUUAGCUUUGCUCCUUCUAGUGCAGGAAAACGCAGGCUGGAUCAGUAGUUCAAUAGCUAAACAGUCAUAAAAUAGUCAUUGUGCAUGUUAAAUUUCUUUCAAUGACAAAACAAAUUCCAAUUUCUACUUACUUAUUCAUUGUGACAGUAUUACUAAACAGGUAAGGAUGGGAAUAUUUUGUUAUACCGUGUAUAGUGAAUGUAUUGUACCGUGUCUGUGAAAACUGUGCUUUAAAUUAUAUUUUCAUAUGUUUUGUUGGGGACAGAACACAUUAAGUUUGAAAGCGACAGAGGUUUUACAACUGAGGGCAACUUAAUCAAAAUUCCUGUCAGGAAAAGCUGCUUAUAAAUGUAAAUGAAAUCACAUUUAAAAUAAACUGUCUCUGACCCAAAAUAAAUCUGGCUCUUU
Molecule: messenger RNA, 2807 nt
Organism: Fukomys damarensis (Damara mole-rat)
Lineage: Eukaryota; Metazoa; Chordata; Mammalia; Rodentia; Bathyergidae
Gene: Jazf1
Product: JAZF zinc finger 1
Exons: 4
Coding region: 73-612 (179 amino acids)
Cellular component (GO): nucleus
Source: RefSeq, a predicted model, not a curated record